Protobothrops mucrosquamatus (brown spotted pit viper) is the source of this 5466-nucleotide messenger RNA. It is a transcript of the gene MYO7A, whose product is annotated as myosin VIIA. The record is from RefSeq and is a predicted model, not a curated record. Lineage: Eukaryota; Metazoa; Chordata; Lepidosauria; Squamata; Viperidae. The annotation marks the transcript as partial. The transcript is spliced from 38 exons. Gene Ontology annotation, cellular component: cytoskeleton; myosin complex. Gene Ontology annotation, molecular function: ATP binding; cytoskeletal motor activity; protein binding.
UUGCCACCGUCGCAAAUCAAUCUAUAUUUCUCGCCCUCCAGCUUCGAGCAGCUCUGCAUUAAUUUUGCCAACGAGAACCUGCAACAGUUCUUUGUGCGUCACGUCUUCAAACUGGAGCAGGAGGAGUACAACCUGGAAAAUAUCAACUGGCAGCACAUUGAAUUCACGGACAAUCAGGAUGCUCUGGAUAUGAUCGCCAUCAAACCCAUGAACCUCAUUUCCCUCAUCGACGAGGAGAGCAAAUUCCCCAAGGGAACGGAUGCCACCAUGCUCAACAAGCUGAAUUCUCAGCACAAGCUGAACAUCAAUUACAUCCCACCGAAAAACAACCACGACACCCACUUUGGCAUCAACCACUUUGCCGGCGUUGUCUACUAUGAAACAAAAGGUAGUGUUUUGUUUGAUCGGGAGCUUUGCGUCCGCCAGCUGAGAUAUUCCGGGAUGAUGGAAACCAUCCGGAUCCGCAGGGCGGGCUAUCCAAUCCGGUAUACUUUUGUGGAAUUUGUCGACAGAUACCGAGUUCUGAUGCCGGGGGUCAAACCCGCCUACAAGCAGGGGGAUCUGCAUGGAACCUGUCAGCGCAUCGCUGAAGCUGUCCUGGGCAGAGAUGAUGACUGGCAGAUUGGCAAGACCAAAAUCUUCCUAAAGGAUCACCACGACAUGCUGUUGGAAAUUGAGCGGGACAAAGCCAUUACCGACAAGGUGAUCCUUAUUCAGAAAGUGGUUCGCGGAUUUAAAGACAGAUCUCAUUUCUUGAAAGUGAGGAACGCGGCACUCGUGAUUCAACGGAAUUGGAGACGCUACAACUGUCGGCGAAAUUACGAGGCUAUGCGAAUCGGCUUCCUGAGGCUCCAGGCUCUCUAUCGUUCCCGCAAGCUCCACCGGCAGUACCAUAUGGCUCGCCAGCGCAUCAUCGAGUUCCAGGCGAGAUGCCGAGGUUUCCUGGUGCGUCGCGCUUUCCGCCACCGCCUUUGGGCGGUUUUCACCAUCCAGGCCUACGGGCGAGGGAUGAUUGCCCGGCGACUCUACAGGCGGCUGAAAGGGGAGUAUUACCGACGGCUGGAAGCAGAAAAAUUACGUCUGCUGGAAGAGGAACGGUUGAGGAAGGAAAUGGGUGCAAAGAAAGCCAAGGAGGAAGCAGAAAAGAAACAUCAGGUGCGCCUGGCCCAGCUGGCUCUGGAAGAUGCAGAAAGAGAAAUCAAAGAAAAAGAAGCAGCUCGUCGGAAGAAGGAACUUCUGCAGAAGAUGGAGAAGGCUCGGAACGAACCCGUGAACGAUUCAGACAUGGUGGACAAAAUGUUUGGAUUCCUGGGAACGACGGCCUCGUUGCCAGGGCAGGAAGGACAGGCGCCCGAUGGCUUUGAGGAUCUCGAAAGAGUUGGGAAGAUGCUGCAAGAAGACGACUUAGACACGGCGCUCCCUCUCCCUGAGGAAGAACAGGAGGACCUGUCGGAGUAUAAAUUUGCCAAAUUUGCCGCCACGUACUUCCAGGGCACCACCACGCACACAUAUGUACGCCGGCCUCUGAAGCAGCCGCUGUUGUACCACGAGGACGAAGGAGACCAGUUGGCAGCCCUGGCGGUCUGGAUCACCAUCCUUCGCUUUAUGGGGGACCUUCCGGAGCCCAAAUAUCACACCGCGAUGAGUGACGGCAGCGAGAAAAUCCCGGUCAUGACCAAAAUUUAUGAGACGCUGGGGAAGAAGUCGUAUAAGAAGGAACUCCAGGCCCUUCAGAGCGAAGGAGAAAGUGCUCAUCUAGAUGGCCACAAGAAGAGCAGCGUGCGACAGAAACUGGUCUCCUUAACCCUCAAGAAAAAAUCAAAGUUAACUGAAGAGGAUCUCGAAAGAGUUGGGAAGAUGCUGCAAGAAGACGACUUAGACACGGCGCUCCCUCUCCCUGAGGAAGAACAGGAGGACCUGUCGGAGUAUAAAUUUGCCAAAUUUGCCGCCACGUACUUCCAGGGCACCACUACGCACACGUAUGUACGCCGGCCUCUGAAGCAGCCGCUGUUGUACCACGAGGACGAAGGAGACCAGCUGGCAGCCCUGGCGGUCUGGAUCACCAUCCUUCGCUUUAUGGGGGACCUCCCGGAGCCCAAAUAUCACACCGCGAUGAGCGACGGCAGCGAGAAAAUCCCGGUCAUGACCAAAAUCUAUGAGACGCUGGGGAAGAAGUCGUACAAGAAGGAACUCCAGGCCCUUCAGAGCGAAGGAGAAAGUGCUCAUCUAGAUGGCCACAAGAAGAGCAGCGUGCGACAGAAACUGGUCUCCUUAACCCUCAAGAAAAAAUCAAAGUUAACCGAAGAGGUGACCAAACGCCUUCAUGAUGGCGAGUCCACUGUCCAGGGGAACAGCAUGCUGGAGGACCGCCCAACAUCCAAUUUGGAGAAACUGCAUUUUAUUAUUGGGAACGGCAUCUUGAGGCCAACUUUAAGAGAUGAAAUCUACUGCCAAAUCUGCAAGCAGCUGACCCAGAACCCUUCCAAAAACAGCCAUGCCAGAGGAUGGAUCCUGGUGUCCUUAUGUGUGGGCUGUUUCGCCCCCUCUGAGAAAUUUCUCAAGUAUUUAAGGAACUUCAUCAUCGGGGGUCCCCCGGGGUACGCCCCUUAUUGCGAAGAGCGGCUGAGAAGGACGUUUGUCAACGGGACCAGGACGCAGCCCCCAAGCUGGCUGGAGCUUCAGGCGACCAAAUCGAAGAAGCCUAUCAUGCUUCCGGUCACGUUUAUGGACGGCACCACCAAGACCUUGUUAACCGACUCGGCCACCACAGCUAAGGAGCUUUGCAGCUCGCUGGCCGACAAGAUAAGUCUGAGGGACCACUUUGGCUUCUCGCUUUACAUCGCCCUCUUUGACAAGGUCUCUUCCCUCGGAAGCGGCAGUGACCACGUCAUGGAUGCCAUCUCCCAGUGCGAGCAGUUUGCCAAGGAACAGGGCGCCCAGGAACGCAACGCCCCCUGGCGGCUCUUCUUCAGGAAGGAGAUCUUUACCCCCUGGCACAACCCCACCGACGACUACGUUGCCACCAAUCUCAUUUACCAGCAGAUCGUCAGAGGGGUGAAGUUUGGGGAGUACCGGUGUGAUAAGGAGGAAGACAUGGCCGAGUUAGCUUCCCAGCAAUACUAUGUGGAUUAUGGAUCCGAAAUGGUCCUGGAGCGCCUCCUGAAUCUGAUCCCCUCCUACAUCCCGGAUCGAGAGAUCACCCCUUCCAAAACCGUGGAGAAGUGGGCCCAGUUUAUCAUCGCUGCCCAUAAAAAGGGAAUUUAUACUCAGAAGAGAGUGGACCCAAAGCGAGUUAAAGAAGAGGUGGUGGAUUUUGCCCGUUUUAAGUGGCCUUUGCUGUUCUCCAGAUUCUACGAAGCAUUUAAGUUUUCAGGUCCCAGCCUUCCGCAAAAUGAGCUGAUUGUAGCUGUGAACUGGACUGGGGUCUAUUUUGUAGAUGAACAAGAACAGGUCCUUCUGGAAUAUUCCUUCCCAGAGAUAACUGCGGUCUCCAGCAAUAGCGGAGGAAAACUCCAGGGGCAGAGUUUCACCUUGGCGACCAUCAAAGGCGACGAGUACACCUUCACCUCCAACAACGCAGAGGACAUCCGGGACCUGGUGGUCACCUUCCUGGAAGGGCUGAGAAAGAGAUCGAAAUAUGUGGUGACGCUGCAGGACAAUCCGAAUCCGGCUGGUGAUGAUUCCGGUUUUCUCAGCUUCCUGAAAGGAGAUUUGCUGCUUCUGGACCAAGACACGGGAGAAAACGUGAUGAACUCCGGCUGGGCCAACGGACUCAAUGAACGGACCAAGCAGAAGGGAGACUUUCCAACCGAUUCGGUCUACGUCCUGCCCACGAUGACCACGCCUCCCCCGGACAUCGUGGCUUUGGUUACUAUGACUCCGAAUCAGAGGCAAGAAGUCAUAAGGACAUCUCAGCUGGUGAUGAGUGACAGCGAGGAGAGGAUAAAGCCGUACACCUUGGAGGAAUUCUCCUACGAUUAUUUUAGGCCGCCCCCCAAGCACACCCUGAGCAGGGUGAUGAUCACCAAGAACCGAGGGAAGGACAAGCUCUGGUCCUACACGAGGGAGCCGAUCAAGCAGCCUUUGAUGAAGAAGAUCCUGAGCAGCGAAGAGCUAUCUCAAGAAGCGUGCAUGGCUUUCAUUGCCAUCCUGAAAUACAUGGGCGAUUACCCUUCCAAAAGGACCCGCUCGGUGAACGAGCUAACGGAUCAAAUAUUUGAAGGGGCCCUGAAGGCCGAAGCCCUCCGAGACGAGAUUUACUCGCAGAUCCUGAAGCAGCUGACGGACAACCACGUCAAGUACAGCGAAGAGAAAGGCUGGGAACUGCUCUGGCUGUGCAGCGGCCUCUUUGCGCCCAGUAACGUCCUGCUUCUUCACGUCCAGAGAUUCGUCCAGUCUCGGAAGCAUCACCCGCUCGCCCCCGACUGCCUGCAGAGGCUGCAGAAAGCGCUGAGGAACGGGUCUCGAAAAUACCCACCGCAUCUGGUCGAAGUGGAGGCCAUUCAGCAUAAAACAACGCAGAUUUUCCACAAAGUCUAUUUCCCGGACGACACCGAUGAGGCGUUUGAAGUGGAAUCUGGCACCAAGGCCAAGGAUUUCUGUCAAAGCAUUUCCAAACGGCUGCUCUUAAAAUCAUCGGAGGGAUUCAGCCUUUUUAUCAAGAUAUCGGACAAGGUCAUCAGUGUCCCCGAAGGAGACUUCUUCUUUGACUUCGUCAGGCAUCUGACCGACUGGAUCAAGAAAGCGAGGCCAGCAAAAGAUGGUCUUGUGCCUUCCCUCACCUACCAAGUCUUUUUCAUGAAAAAGCUUUGGACCAACACCAUGCCUGGGAAAGAUGCAAUGGCCGAUUCCAUUUUCCAUUAUUAUCAGGAAUUACCAAAAUAUCUUCGUGGCUACCAUAAGUGCAGCCGGGAAGAAGUCCUACAGCUUGGAGCCCUGAUCUAUAGGGUGAAAUUUGAAGAUGACAAAUCUUCUUUUCCUAAUAUUCCGAAACUUCUCAAGGACUUGGUGCCCGAACCGCUCAUUCGACAGCUGUCCCCGGAUGACUGGAAGAGAUCCAUCGUGGCCUACUUCAAUAAGCACGCCGGCAAAACGAGGGAAGAGGCGAAGUUGGCUUUCCUCAAGAUUGUCUUCCGGUGGCCCACGUUUGGCUCGGCUUUCUUCGAAGUGAAGCAAACCACUGACCCAAAUUAUCCAGAACUGCUCCUGGUCGCCAUCAACAAACACGGCGUCAGCCUCAUCGACCGUAAAAGCAAGGACAUCCUCAUCACCCAUCCCUUCACCAAGAUCUCCAACUGGAGCAGCGGGAACACCUAUUUCCAUAUCACCAUCGGCAAUUUGGUGCGAGGGAGCAAGUUGCUGUGCGAGACGUCGCUGGGCUACAAGAUGGACGACCUGCUGACCUCCUACAUCAGCCAGAUGCUGACAGCCAUGAGCAAGCAGAGGGGCGCCAAAGGGAGCAAGUGA